AUGUUUAUCGUCCCCCCGACGACGCUUACCCGCGUGCUAACCGCAGCUGAAGACGCUCUUACAGCGGCGCUCCGAGGGUUUGCGCCCGCUCGGAUUGUAUGGCCUAUGUUCGACAGGCAGAAAGCUUUAGCUCGUCUAGUGACAGCAAAGCAACCCGUGCUGCAGUUCACAUGGGGCUUUUUGGAUGGGAAAAACUACAAGGUGCAGCAGCCUCCAGAUAGAGACAUCCAGAAUGCUCACUACAACGGUUGGCUACAUGGCGUGUUCGUCACCGGUAUGCUAUGCUUCUCAGCGGACGGGCUCAUCGUGUGGGCUAAACAUAACUGUCCAGGGUCCUGGAACGAUGGCGAUACCAGCCUAGAGUUCAGGCGGAAGCUGGUGUCGGCGGAACUAAAUCUUGACGAUCGAUAUGGGGUUGUAACAGACAGUGCUUUCCCUUGCAGUGGUGACAUGAUCGGCAGGAUCAUGACCCCGCUGAAAGACGGAGAUGCAAGUAGACUGGUGCCUUCUGUUCGGGCGGCGGCGAAGGCUUUAUCAGGGGUAAUAACGUCGAUUAGACAGAGUGCUGAGUGGGGUAUGGGGUCUAUCGAGAAGGUCUACCAUCGGCUGCUGAUGCCGUUGCCGUACGACCGCAGCAAACGGCAGCAGCGUUUGGACAACAUUUUCAGGCUUACUAACUACAGAGUGAGAACCGUCGGCACUAGUGAGAUACGAACCACAUUCAUUCAUGGCGAGGACGAUAGGAGAUACACAAGAGUGAGUUGA
This is a messenger RNA of Phytophthora sojae, 765 nucleotides long. RefSeq lists its product as hypothetical. The transcript has 2 exons. Lineage: Eukaryota; Oomycota; Peronosporomycetes; Peronosporales; Peronosporaceae. The coding region runs from base 1 to 765 and encodes 254 amino acids. The record is from RefSeq and is a predicted model, not a curated record.